UGGAAGUGGAAAGCGUAGAUCGGCCGAUUACCUAUUGUGCGAGUGUCAGUGCCAGCCUUCGCCUUCGCCUGGCCGAUGUAGACGCGCAGCUUUCGUCGCCCCUGGCAUGCUCGGUGGGGCCUCGGAUUACUCUUCGUAGGACUCUCGAAAAACUAUUCCGGAGAUGGAUUGUGAUUUGACGAAUGGUCCUACCGUGAUAAACGGUACAGCAGCUCAGGAAGUGAUGACCGAAGAGGAGCGUGCACUGGAAAGUGAGUUACUCAGCUGUAAAACUGCCCUGGAGAAUGCCCGGAGAACUGUUGCAGACACCGACUUUUAUAAAAUGACGGAGCAUAUUUUAGAAUUAGGAAGAAUAAAAUUCAAAGCUCGAAAGCACCUUCGCGGACACUUGGCCAAGGUUACAUGCGUCCAGUGGGGUUCCGAUAGCCAGCUGCUCCUCUCUGCUUCCCAGGAUGGUAAACUCUUUGUUUGGGACACUUUCACGGGAAAGAAGAUUCAUAUGAUACCCUUAAAAACUGCCUGGGUUAUGGGCUGUGCCUUCUCACCAUCUUUGAACUGCGUCGCUAGUGGUGGUCUGGAUAACAUGAUCUCUUUGUUCACGUUGAAAUCUCGGGAUAACACUGCGACACAUGUCAAGGACCUCACCGGACAUUCUGGGUACGUUGGUUGCCUUAGGUUUACGGAUGAGCAACACUUGUUGACAAGCUCCGGGGAUAAAACAUGUGGCUAUUGGGACCUCGAGCUUGGUAAACUGAUAUCCAGUCAUCGGGGCCAUGCAAACGAUGUGACAGCAGUGGCAGUUUCUAAGCAGGUACCGACUAUGUUUGUGUCUUCUUCAUCUGACCAUACUUGUCGGUUGUGGGAUCUGCGGUGUACAGAAGCAGUGCAGUAUUUUGACGGGCACCAGCAAGAUGUCAAUGGCGUGGACUUCUUUCCGGUUAAUUCAUAUGCCUUUGUCUCCUCUUCUGACGACGGUUCUUGCAGACUUUGGGAUAUUCGUGCUGAUCAAGCCAUUGGAGUUUACAUAGACGAUUUUAUCAACUGCGGCAGCAGCAGUGUCGCAGUUUCUAAAUCUGGACGGUUGCUCAUAGCUGGUUACGAUGAUUUCAACUGCCAUGUGUGGGAUCUAUUAAGAGAGGAACGCGUUGGAAUCCUUUCUGCCCACGAAAAUCGGGUCUGUACAGUUGCGAUCUCUGAAAGUGGUAUUGGCGUCGCAACCGGAUCUUGGGACACAAUUUGUCUUAUCUGGACUUCAAAGUAAUAUGGAAUUAUUAACCAAUCAUCCUCCUGUGUGCAUUGUCUUGCAAGAUAUACUGAGCUUACGGACUUCAAAAACACUUCCUACCUAACUUAACGAGGUGAGUCGCUCACUCCCUGGUGUCACAGCGUCUUGUGUACAACUUGACCUUGUACUUCAAGCACUGCCUAAGUCCUAUUGUGACUGCCACUUUUGUCUUUUUCUUAUUUUAUUUACAUAGGUACACCGACCAGAGUUUUUCACGAAACAGUUGGUGCAUGUUGACAACGCCUUGUCACCAUGGUUCUUUAUUUGUCUUUCUUUCUUAACUACUGACUCGAAAUUUCUCGCGCCAGAAACUUAUUUCUCGCUUCAUGUUUACGUUCUACUCCUAACAACUUGCGCGAUAACCCCUGCCUCUUUAGGGGUGUGUAGGUUUAUAUUUUGAAAGUCACUGGUCUCCUGUCUGGUUUAAUCUGCCCUCACCUGUUUAUGAUCUCUUUGCGGACAUUUUUGGCUCUUUUAUGACAGACUUACUAGUAAGCCUAAUGUUGAUAUGCUUUUCAUUCGCACCUGUUUUUCCUCAUUUUGUUGUUCCGCCUGUGGGCUUUCUAAAUAUGAAAUUCGACCUCUUUCUGCGUUCACUCGGUUUCGAACCUAUCGUUGUUCUGGUAAACUUUUCAGCUCCCUCGU
Dicrocoelium dendriticum is the source of this 1930-nucleotide messenger RNA. The record is from the annotation of a GenBank genome assembly. NCBI's taxonomy places the organism in Eukaryota, Metazoa, Platyhelminthes, Trematoda, Plagiorchiida, Dicrocoeliidae.